CCCAUUGCUAAAAUUCGAUUUUCUGAAGUCAUAUAACAACAGCAGAUGUCUUGUUAGAUUUGUUUCAGCAUAUUUAAAAACAUACUAAACGUAAUGGUAGCUGACGAACUUCCAGGUACUUGCAACUUUGUCAUGAAAGCAGAUGUCAUGGUAUUUAUCGUGAUUCAUCAAGUGUAACGUGAAACAGCUGGUCACUUCUUUGUACUUCUCGAGUUGUUCUCCUGGACUUUGCUGUGUGUGCAUGUGAAGCAGAGGCUUUCAUACAGGACCAUCUUCAUUGAACGAUGCAAAAUGUACCUGCUAUUUGUCAUCACUCACCAAACACAGCGCCAAAAUCUUCAUAUCCUGCUGCUUCCACGCCAGCCAUCACUUGCUGGGUGACCAUAUGGCAAAGCAGAGUGAAGCUGGAUGGAUACAAGUCAAACUGAGCAAUGAAGUACCAUCAAACACUGCCUUUCAACCAAUCGUCAAAGGCACCUGUGGCAAAGGGCGUGAAAGUGAUCGGGAGAAAGAAGGAUGAUGAUGAUAGGAUCGAUACAGGUGAAGAAGAAUGGAUGCAGGGAAAGACUCUUGUAAAGCCCCCAGACCAGCUGGACUUAACCGAGGCAGACCUGAAAGAAGAAUUUACACGAAUACUAACAGCAAACAAUCCACAUGCUCCACAGAAUAUCGUCAGAUACAACUUCAAAGAAAGCUGUUACAAGCCCAUCAGCAGUGUGGAUCAGAUGGCUGUUCACUUUGUAUUGGAGGGGAACCUUGUGCAUAAGGAUUCUCAUGAGGCUCGAAGACAGGUGGCUAAACAAGGCGUCACAGAGGAUAUGAUAGUAGAGGAUGUGGUUGCUGAAGAGGAACAACCUGAAACACCAGUACCAGGGCAGUUGGAGGGAGGAGAGGAUACGGCUGAAGGGGAGGAUAAUGGUGGCGAGGAGAGGCCAGACAGUGUGGAUAUCAGAGCUGGCAAGAAAGAACAGAAACUCACCAACCAGUUUAACUUCAGCGAGAGAGCCUCUCAGACUCUAAACAACCCUCCAAGAGAAAGAAGUUGUCAAACGAAACCUCCUCCUCGUGCACACUUCUCAGCAACAGCCAAUCAGUGGGAAAUAUAUGACUUUUAUGUAGAGGAACUUCAAAGGCAGGAGAAAAAUAAAGAGAAGCAAAAAUCUCAGCCUUCAAAGAAAGAAGAGGAUAAAAUCAAGAAGAAGAUGAUCACUGUAGAAACUCAGAGUGAUGACAUAACCAAAAUAGCUAAGGUGUCCAAGAUCAUUGAGCAUAUGGUAAACCAGAACACAUUUGAUGAUGUUGCACAGGAUUUCAGGUACUUUGAAGACGCAUCCGAUGAGUUUCGAGAGCAGGAGGGCACUCUUCUCCCUCUGUGGAAAUUUCAGUAUGAUAGAGCCAAACGUCUGUCUGUGACUUCCCUCUGCUGGAAUCAAAAGCACAAGGAUUUUUUUGCAGUUGGCCUUGGAUCAUAUGAUUUCACCAAACAGGGCCAUGGAAUGCUCCUCUUCAACUCCCUCAAAAACCCCACAUACCCAGAAUUCAUCUUCACCACACUCUCCAGCGUCAUGUGUGUAGACAUCCACGAAAAUCUUUCCUACCUGGUGGCUGUGGGGUUUUAUGAUGGUUGUGUUGCAGUGUACAACCUCAAGGAACACAGCGAUCAGCCAGCUUACAUGAGCACAGCCAAAACAGGCAAGCACACAGACCCUGUGUGGCAGGUGAAGUGGCAGAAAGAUGAUCUGGACAGUAAUCACAACUUCUUCUCAGUGUCAUCUGAUGGACGGGUGGUGUCUUGGACUCUUGUGAAGAAUGAGCUAGUCUUCACAGAUAUCAUCAACUUGUCUCUGGACAGCACAGCUUGUGGAACUGCUUUUGACUUCCAUAAACAGAUCGACUACCUUUUUCUUGUUGGCACUCUGGAUGGAAAGAUUCACAAGUGCUCCAAAUCGUAUUCUAGCCAGUUCCUGGAGACAUACGAUGCCCACAACAUGGCGGUUGAUGCUGUGAGGUGGAACCACCACCAUCCCAAUGUGUUUAUCUCCUGCAGCUCAGACUGGAAAGUCAAAAUCUGGGAUCAAACAAUCACGACACCCAUGUUUACCUUUGACCUGAACGCUGCAGUGGGAGACGUGGUCUGGGGUCCAUAUUCCUCCACUGUCUUUGCUGCUGUCACUAAUGAUGGAAAGAUUCACGUGUUUGACCUCAGCAUCAACAAAUUUGAGGCUCUCUGCCAGCAAGCAGUGGUAGCUAAGAAGACCAAGCUAUUACACAUCGAGUUCAACCCCGUCCACCCAAUCCUCAUCGUGGGCGACGACCGUGGCUAUGUCACCAGCCUGAAGCUCUCUCCCAACCUCCGCAAGAAGCCUAAGGAGAAGAAGGGCCAGGAGUUGCCGAAGGGUCCAGAGGUGGAGAUCGACAAGAUGGAGAAACUGUUGAGUUUGCUGAGGGAGUCUGGGAGCAAUCAGGUUUCACUGCAUGAUGGGAGAAGAGCUGGCAUGGAUGGAUGGAGGCCAGCAUGAGUAAACAGCCAACAGGACGGUUGCUGGUCUGGCAGAAGCUGCUGGGUGCUUAUCCGUCUGUGUGACCUUCUCUACCUGCACAUCAAGAUCUGACGUCUAAAAUGGGAACUUAAAGGGAUACUUCAGCCAAAAAUGAUUUGAAAUUGUUCCAAACCUGUAUACAUUUGUUUUGCCGAACAUAUAGGAAGACAUUUUGAAGAAUGUCAGACCCAUCAUUUACUGCCAUAGUAGGGAAAAUAAAUACUUUGGGAGUCAAUGGGGGGUUGAGAUUUGACAAUCUUCCAGAUAUCUUUCUGUGUGUUCAGCAGAACAAAGAAAUGUAAACAGGUUUGGCACAUUGUGAGGGUGAUUAAAUGAUGACAGAAUUUUAAUUUUAGGUGAAGUAUCCCUUCAAAGAACACAGCAGCACAAUUUGAAAGCAAACCUUUAAAAUCAAACUACGACCAUUUACACGGUAAAGCUAAGGAUUAUUUAUGAGUGUUUUAUUAAUGGAGUGACUAAAAACUUCCUUUCUCUGCCUGUGGCUGCUUAAUAAAAUUAAUUCUCUGUUUUGUGAAUAAAAGGUAGAUCCAGAGAUUUGGAGCUCCUGGUUAAUGUGAUGAUUUGCUAGAAGGCCUCAUUGGAGAGUUUGUUUACACAUGAACAUCUGGCUGUAUUUUUGCUCCUUUAUUUUCUCACAUUUUGCUUACAUUUUUGGAUUUGUUCUUAUUCAUAACAGAAGACUCUCUGCAUUCUAAAG
This is a messenger RNA of Triplophysa dalaica, 3258 nucleotides long. RefSeq names its product dynein intermediate chain 2, ciliary-like. Gene Ontology annotation, biological process: cilium movement; outer dynein arm assembly. Gene Ontology annotation, cellular component: outer dynein arm. Bases 432 to 2519 code for a protein of 695 amino acids. The transcript is spliced from 23 exons. NCBI's taxonomy places the organism in Eukaryota, Metazoa, Chordata, Actinopteri, Cypriniformes, Nemacheilidae. Gene Ontology annotation, molecular function: dynein heavy chain binding; dynein light chain binding. The record is from RefSeq and is a predicted model, not a curated record.